GUAGAUUUAGGCAACGCCGUGGCGCAUCUUUCGUCUUUCUCUUCCGACAUUUCCAUUCGAUCGAACAUACACGGCUCGUGCACGCUAUCUAGUUUGUGUUUUUUUUUGCUUAAAGUAUUAACAAAAUAUCGAAGAAAAUAUGAGCGAUAAAACCGAACAAACAAGCGAACCCACCGCGGUAAAGGAAGUCGAUAAGACCCCGACCAAGGAGGAAAAGCCGGCGGAGACCGUCGAAAACGGCGAUAAGGAGGCCGUCGAAAAGAACGGCGACUCCAAGGAGAAGGCCCCCGAAAACGGCGCUGAACAGGAAACAGAAAACGGAGACUCCGAAUCCAAAGAACCUUCGUCGGUGAAGAGGAAAUCGGUGGGAGGCGAUGUUGAAGACGCGCCCACAGAGGGGGCAACUCCUGAAAAGAAGGCCAAAUUGGAUGAAAAACCCGAGUCCGAAGUCAAAGAAACCGCCGAAGCGGAAGCUUAAAUCUAUAAACUAUCGACUUACAAUUUCGAAUUAAUUAACAAACAAACAUACAAAAAAAAUAUCCAUUCGUUUUUAUAAAUGUUAAUUAAUGUGUAAUGUUAGGGUUUAAUGACUUAUCGUCUGUAAUAAUUUUUAGGGAAGAAUCCUAACGUUAAACGUUUAAUUUUAAUUAAAUAACUGACAAUUCACUAGGUUUUUAGACAAUGCAUUUAUGUUUUUUAGUUUUUAAUCGGCACUUAAUUUGGUAGUUUUGAAAAAGGUGUUUAUAUUUCUUAAGGUGUUACUUAAAUUGUCAGGUGUGCCAACCGUUUCAGGUGGUUUUACGUGAUGUAAUUAUACUACAGAAAUAAAAUCAACUCUUGUCCCAUUCAAGAAAAGCGCCUAGCUAUUCUUUUAUCUUCGAAUAGAAUUCACUCGUUUUGCAAGACCAACAAAAAUAUUUUAAACAUCUCGAAUUAUUAAGAAUCUUAUUGUAAUUACACCACGUGAAAUCAUGAGGCUACUUUUCAGGGUACGCUUCUUGUACUUAAUGUUUCGUUUAUUUUUUUUAUCUUAACUACUAUUAAUUUUCUUUAAAAUAGUGUUGUGAAAUUAGUGUAUCAUAAAUUAACACGUGUCCUUUUAGAGUACAGUUUUAAGAUUAUGUUAAAUCGUAAGAAAAUUGUGGCGAAUCUCUUAGGAAUCGGCUCUGCCAUUUUUUUUGCCUCGAUCUCGAAAAACCACAACCACACAUUAAUAAUGGUUCUCUAACCCAGAAUGUGUUCAUAUCAAAAUGUAAAUCCGAGUUUUUUUAUACAAGUUUAUAAUGAAAACAAAACUAAUAUUUAUCCUGAGCGACAGUAUUUUUUAAUCUAAUUAAUUGAUUAAUUAGGUUUAUUGUUUUACUAUUUUUGAGUAUUAAUUUUACACAAUAGAAAGUGUUCGUGCUUGUAUGGUACAAAAUAUUUAUAUAUGUAAUAGAAAUGGCAAUAAAGAGUUACGUUUCCAGGA
Molecule: messenger RNA, 1468 nt
Organism: Phyllotreta striolata
Lineage: Eukaryota; Metazoa; Arthropoda; Insecta; Coleoptera; Chrysomelidae
Source: the annotation of a GenBank genome assembly